AUUUGGGGAAAGGGGGUGGGUGGGCACAGGAGGGAAGAGAAAAGGUUUUCCAAUUGCUGGACGAGUCGGGGCUGAAGGAGAAUGUCUUUAUUUAAAGCCCGUGAGUGGUGGUCUACAAUAGUUGGCAACAAAGAAGAAUUUGAUCAAGGAUGCUUAUGUGUUGCAAAUGUUGACAAUAGCAGCAACUCACAAGAUAAAAUAAUUGUGGGCAGUUAUAUGGGUUCUCUUAGAAUCUAUAAUCCCCAUCCUAUAAAACCUGGAGAUGCUAUGCAAGCUGAAGAUUUGCUCUUGGAAGUACAAUUAUGUGAACCAAUACUGCAGGUGGAAGUAGGAAAAUUUGUUUCUGGUACAGAACUGCUUCAUCUGGCUGUAUUGCACUGCAAGAAAUUGUGUGUAUAUGCUGUCUCAGGAAGUUUGGGAAACAUUGAACAUGGCAACCAGUAUCAGCUGAAACGUAUGUAUGAACAUAAUCUUCAGCGAACAGCCUGCAACAUGACUUAUGGGCCAUUUGGCGGUAUAAAAGGUCGAGAUUUGAUCUGUAUACAGUCUGUGGAUGGAAUGCUUAUGUUGUUUGAACAAGAAAGCUAUUCAUUUGGUCGUUUUCUACCUGGCUUUCUUCUGCCUGGUCCACUAACAUAUAGCUCUCGAACAGAUUCCUUCAUUACUGUAUCUUCCUGUCGGCAGGUUGAGAGCUACAAGUACCAAGUGCUUGCAUUUGCAAAAGAUGCUGACACACAAGAAGCUGAGCAACAAAAACUUGGCUCUGGAAAAAGGCUUGUGGUGGACUGGGUUUUAAAUAUUGGGGAACAAGCUCUGGAUAUAUGUAUUGUUUCGUUCAACCAACUUGUUUCCAGUGUGUUUGUGCUUGGGGAGAGAAACUUCUUUUGUCUUAAGGAUAAUGGGCAGAUACGGUUCAUAAAAAAGCUUGACCAGAACCCAAGUUGCUUUCUUCCAUAUUCAGUGUCUGGGACUGUAGUAAACACACUGAUUGGGAACCACAAUAGUAUCCUACACGUUUAUCAAGAUGUGACUCUAAAGUGGGCAACUCAACUUCCUCACAUUCCUGUGGCAGUAAGAGUGGGGAAAUUACUAAAUUUGAAAGGCGUGAUUGUCACACUGAGUGAUAGUGGCCAUCUACAAUGUUCCUACCUUGGUACUGAUCCUUCCUUAUUUCAAGCUCCUAAAGUUGAAGCUAGGGAUAUAAAUUAUGAAGAAUAUGAUGCAGAAAUGAAUAAACUUCAGAAAAUCAUUAAAGAAGCCAGAAAAAUCAAAGAUAUCUUGCCUAAAUCUGAAAAAAAUGAGGAUUUUGUACUUGCUGUGACCAUCUUGCCUGCUCUGGAUUCAGUGUCUCAAGCCAUUGAAAGUGAAGUAAGAGCAGAGGUGGUUCCUUCAGUGACGAUAAAGAUCACAGUGGAGAGCAGACUGAUAACACUUACAAAAUUAUCAGUAUGUGUCCAGCCUCCUUUAGCACUGACCCAAGACAAGUUCAUACUGGAAUUAGAGUCAUCUAUACCUAAAACAGUUGUUCUCUCUGCCUUUCUAAAGGGGAACAGCUCACCAGCAGAUCUGGAUGGUAGUGCUCUAGCUUCAUAUAGCACACCAACAGGUGCACCGAGAGUUGCCCAGUGCAAAUUUCGAUUACCCUUGCAGUUAGUUGGCUUUCCAACUCAGCCUUCGAAAACAGCAAACCACAAGUUAACUAUUGAUACCAACAAACCUCCAGUCAGCCUCAUUACCCUUUUUCCAGACUUUGCUGAUCAACCUGAUGAAGAUCAACUAAAUGCUUUAGGAUUUCAGUUAUUAGCUGGUUCCAAAGUCACUUUACUUGCUUCAAAAACAUCACAGCGUUACAGAAUUCAAAGCGAACUAUUAGAAGAUAUUUGGCUAAUUACGAAAGAACUCACGCUUCGUCUUGAAGAACAUUUUAGGAAACAAAACUGCAAAGACUUUGCAUGUACUUUUUCUGGCCCAAUCCCCUUGCAAGAAUAUUUUGAGAUAAUUGAUCACCAUUUUGAGCUGCGUUUGAAUGCUGCAAAAUAUGAGCAACUAUUAUCUGAAAGAGCCAUACAGUUUAGAGCUAUUGAACGACGACUGCUGGCACGGUUUAAAGAUAAAACUCCAGCUCCUCUUCAACAUCUGGACACCUUGUUAGAAGGAACUUACAGACAGGUAAUAGCUCUAGCAGAUGCAGCUGAAGAAAACCAAGCCAACAUGUUCCAGGCAUUCACAAAGUUAAAAAGUGCCACCCAGCUGGUAAUUCUGCUGAUUAGCCUGUGGCAGAAACUGAGCGUUGACCAAGUUGCUAUUCUGGAAGCUACAUUUUUGCCAUUAACACAGGAUACUCAAGAACUGGGUUGGGAAGAAAGUGUAGAUGCGUCUGUCUCCCAUUUGUUGAAAACAUGUUUGUCCAAGAGUUCUAAAGACCAUGCCCUUACACUUUCCAAUCAGCUGUGUAUUCCCAAGGAUACUACUAGGCUGAAGAAACACAUAACCUUGCUCUAUGACAGAUUGGCCAAAGGUGGUCGUAUGUCUCUAAAUACAGACCUUGACUCUCAACAAACUAUGAUUCUGCCAGAAAUUGAAGUUGGAGCCACUGCCUCAUUCUGCCUUUCAGGUGGCUGUGCUACCAUCCCAGAGUCUGACCUGGAGGAAAGAUCAGCCUCGCAAGACUCCACAACGUUUACCAAUCACAGGCACCUCACCAAACAGGACACUGAACCUGAUUUGCCACAGGAUGAAUUACAGGAAGCAGAAAAGCCAUGAAAAGCGCAAGAGAACCCCCAGGAGGAUUUUAAAAAUCUGUGCAUUUACAAUCCAACAGGAACAAUUUAUUUUUCUCAGUAGUGAACACAGUCAAACUCAAGAAGGAAGUCCACUAAGAGUGCAAAAUACUUUCAGUUGCAUCCAGGCACCUGGUUCUCUCUGACUAGCUACUAAUCUUUGACAUACUUUCUCAUAACCAAAUUUGGGACCGCUUACCAAAUGGAAGGAGGAAGCUGUCUUAUAUUGAUGUGCAGUUGUCAGCCCUCUAUAGAAAUUCUGAUGAUUGAUCAAAGGCUUUUUUAUAAACCAAGAAAUACAUGUGUGCACGAACACCCGCUUCCACUCACACACUCUUAUUUUUUUCAUAUGUAUAUCUAAUUGUUGCCGUUUCUGCUCUAUCUCACUUGAAAUGUGCUAAUUUUGCCCUAAUUUUGAUCAAAGAUAACAAUGUCCUCUUGCCCCUCAGCUGAUGAACAGUGAGUGGAUUUGCCAUUAAAAUCCUCAGUAAUCCCACCAGAUUUCCCUUUAUGACCCCACUCCUGAUUUACAAAUUCCAUCUUGAGUGAUAUUAU
This is a messenger RNA of Elgaria multicarinata webbii, 3335 nucleotides long. RefSeq names its product Bardet-Biedl syndrome 9 (gene BBS9). The transcript is spliced from 23 exons. Gene Ontology annotation, cellular component: membrane; BBSome. NCBI's taxonomy places the organism in Eukaryota, Metazoa, Chordata, Lepidosauria, Squamata, Anguidae. Bases 82 to 2763 code for a protein of 893 amino acids. Gene Ontology annotation, biological process: cilium assembly. The record is from RefSeq and is a predicted model, not a curated record.